AGGGUUUAGCCCCGGCUGCAGCCGGUCACUCCCCUCCAAUUUCCGCGCUGUAUAAAAGUCGGCGAACGGAGAGCUACCGUCCGUUUCUCCGAUUAUUGCUCCUUCGAAGUCACUCUCUUUUUUUCGCCUCGCCCGUUUCCUGGUCCCGAGAGCUGGCGCUGGAGAGCUAUUUGGAUCAUCCAGCCCAUCAAGGGAAUGCCCCAUCAAUGGUGCAUCCUCGGAUGGCACAAUCUCCUUCAUCAUCCGGCAUCUUUUUCCAAGGAGACGGUGGUCAGUCACACGGAGUUGGGAAUCCCCACUUAUCCUCUUCAUUUUCAAACUCAUCAAAUUUAGUACACGGGAGUGCAGGACGGUCAAACCUUGGUCAUGUGUCUGGAGACGCCGUUUUGAACAGUGUGGCAAGCUCCGGUCCUAGUGUUGGGGCAAGUUCUUUAGUCACUGACGCAAACUCACCACUUUCUGCCGGUCCCAAUAUUCAGAGAAGUGAUUCUUAUAUGCGUUUGCCCGCGUCCCCCAUGUCUUUCACAUCGAAUAAUAACAUCAGUAUCUCUGGAUCAUCCAUCAUUGAUGGAUCAAAUCAAGACCCAAUAAACUCUCAGCAAAAUCACCGAGGAGGAUCUAGUGCCACGUCGUCCUUGCCCACUUCAAGGAUAGGUCAGGUGCAACUGCCCAACGGGGCAGGAUUGAGAGGCAACGGUUCUUUCAUUCAAGAUCCUACAAUCUCCCAGCUGCAAAAGAGACAGCGGAUGGAGAUGAAGCAGGAAGACAUUCUGCAGCAACAAGUUCUGCAACAGUUACUGCAACAAAGGCAAGAUCAGAUGCACCUUCAGAACCCCAACCCACAAUUUCAGGCAUUGAUUCAACAGCACAGGCUAAGGCAACAGCAGCAACAAAUUUUGCAGUCUAUGCCAGUGGCACAGCGAAACCAGCUGAUACAGCAGCAACAACACCAGUUGCAGUUGAGACAACAACUUCAACAAGGAAUGCAGACUGGUUCUGCUGCUGUGAAACGGCCCUAUGAUUCCGGGGUUUGCUCUAGGAGGCUAAUGAAAUACUUGUAUCAUCAGCGCCAAAGGCCUCCCGAAAAUUCCAUUGCCUACUGGAGGAAAUUUGUGGCUGAGUAUUACUCUCCACGUGCAAAGAAAAGGUGGUGCUUGUCAAUGUAUGAUAAUGUUGGUCAUCAAUCGUUAGGGGUCUUUCCUCAGGCAGCUAUGGAUGCCUGGCAGUGUGAGAUUUGCAAUUCCAAAUCUGGAAGAGGAUUUGAGGCAACAUUUGAAGUUCUUCCUAGACUAAAUGAAAUUAAAUUUAGCAGUGGCGUUAUUGAUGAGCUUUUGUUCCUGGACAUGCCUCACGAAUAUCGGUUUCCAACCGGGAUAAUGUUGUUAGAGUAUGCAAAGGCAGUUCAGGAAAGUGUUUAUGACCAACUCCGUGUUGUUAGGGAGGGUCAGCUUCGCAUAAUUUUCACCCCUGAUUUAAAGAUAUUAUCCUGGGAGUUUUGUGCGCGGCGCCAUGAAGAACUUUUACCCAGGAGAUUAGUUGCGCCACAGGUGAACCAAUUGCUUCAAGUUGCACAAAAAUGCCAGACCACAAUAUCAGAAAGUGGACCCGAUGGGGUUUCUCAGCAGGACUUGCAAGCAAACAGCAAUUUGUAAGUGAUAAUUCAAGUGUUGGUGCAAUGCAAAUCACUUUUUUGGCAUCCUUUUUCGCUUAUCAGCAAGUUUUUCACCAACGGCUAACUUAGAUUAACUCUGAAGGAAAAAAAAAGUAUGGUCCAUAU
Cuscuta campestris is the source of this 1777-nucleotide messenger RNA. The record is from the annotation of a GenBank genome assembly. NCBI's taxonomy places the organism in Eukaryota, Viridiplantae, Streptophyta, Magnoliopsida, Solanales, Convolvulaceae.